UGUAAAUCUUACGAAACCGAAAUGCCUUUAAGUUUGAAGUGCUUAUUGGAAUCUAUACUUCUUUUCACUAAUGCAGUUGCAAUAUUAAAUGAAAAAAGAUUUUUAGCAAAAAUUGGAUGGAAUCAUGAUUCAUCACAAACAUUUAGUGAUUCUCCUGGAAUAAAGUCUCAAUUGAUAAAUCUUAUUAAAUCUAUUCAAAUGGUAAUGAGAGCUCCUAAUGUAUUAAUGAUCUGGAAUUUCUGGAAAGAUGAAAAUCUUGAUGGAAGAAGUUAUGGUGAAGAACAUAGUCAAUCCUCGAAUAGUUCUAGAUCUACAUCAAUAUCUGAUCAAACUGAUGUUAAUGUUAGACGGAAAAAUUCUUUAAUAUGGAACCAUUAUCUGCAUGAUUCUAAAACGGAGACAGCUAGAUGUAAGAUAUGCAAUGUAGAAAUAAUGUGCAAGAAAAACCGGUGGGUCUAUUUAUCGCUCGGCUAACCACAUAAUAAAUCAUUUAUUACUAAAUAUCGCUCGAUUGGGAAAUGUGGCUCGGUUAACCACAUAAUAAAUCAUUUAUUAUUUAAAUUACGCUAGGCUAAUUACAUAAUAAAUUUUUUAUUGCUAAAUAUCGCUCGGCUUAUAUUUAUUUAUUAAAUUUCCAAACAUUUUCCAGUGGGUUUUCACUUUCCUAAUAUUAAUUGAGAAUUAAUUAGUUUAUA
Gordionus sp. m RMFG-2023 is the source of this 695-nucleotide messenger RNA. Its product is annotated as immediate early response 3-interacting protein 1-like. NCBI's taxonomy places the organism in Eukaryota, Metazoa, Nematomorpha, Gordioida, Chordodea, Parachordodidae. The transcript has 4 exons. Gene Ontology annotation, biological process: endoplasmic reticulum to Golgi vesicle-mediated transport. The coding region runs from base 22 to 474 and encodes 150 amino acids. The record is from RefSeq and is a predicted model, not a curated record. Gene Ontology annotation, cellular component: endoplasmic reticulum membrane; COPII-coated ER to Golgi transport vesicle; Golgi membrane.